This is a messenger RNA of Acanthosepion pharaonis, 2154 nucleotides long. NCBI's taxonomy places the organism in Eukaryota, Metazoa, Mollusca, Cephalopoda, Sepiida, Sepiidae. The record is from the annotation of a GenBank genome assembly.
AUGCGUUAUAUUUUUAUUUGGAAGUAUGUUUUUUCUCUUUUUCUUUUUCUUUUUCAUUUUUUUUUCUUUCUUUUUAAGUUGUUCUUUUUUUUCGUCUUCUUUUUCUUUUCCAUUGAUUUUCAUUUAUCUAUUUUUCUUCAUUCUUUCCGUAUGGCAAAGUUUUUCACUUUUUUCUUCCUUUUGUAUUUUUGUUACAUUAAUAUUUCUGUUUCCCGGUUCUCUCUUUUACUCCGGUUCUUUCUUUCUUUCUUUCUUUCUUUUUUCUUUCUUUCUUUCUUUCUUUCUUUUGUUUGUAAUUGGCUCUUUUUUCUUUUGUUUCUAAUUCUUUCUUUUGUUUCUAAUUCUUUCCUUCUUUUUUCUUUCUUUCUUUCUUUCUUUCUUUUCCUUUGUUCUUUCCUUUCAGCUAAUUACUUUCUUUUCACCAACUUUUUUCUUUCUUUUCCCAACUUUCGUUCUUUCUUUUCAACUGCUUUCUUUCUUUCUUUCUUUCUUUCUUUCUUUCUUUCUUUAUAUCAUCAAAUUUCUUUCUUAUUCUUUCGCCUCGCAUUUUCCACGUUUAUUCUUUGCUUUUCCUGGCUUGAUUUUUCUGCUUUUCUCAGUUUUUCUAUUUCUUACUUUUUUCUUUCCUUUAUUCUUUUUCAUUCUUUUCAUCGUUCUUUUACUUCUAUCUUUAUUUCUAUUUCCUUCUCGCUCAUUCAUGUUUUCCUUCAUUUUUUUCUUUAUUUCUUUCUUUUUCUCUAUUCCGUUCACUCUCAUCUUCCUUCUUUGUUUUCAUUCUUUUUCGAUUUUCUUCAGUCAAAUAUUUCCUUGUCAUUUCCGUUCUCAUUUUGUUCUUUCAUUUUUUUCUUAUAUUUUUUCUUUCUUUUAAUUAUUCUUUCAUUCAUUCUCUCUUUCUAUACUUUCCUUUCUUUUUCUCAUUCUUAUAUUUUCUCGUUUUUUUUCCUUUCUUCUUAUAUUUUUCCUUUCUUUCUUUUACUUUCUUUCUUUUUUUUAUUUCUUCUUUCUUUCUUUCUCUUUUUCUUUUUCAUCUUUCUUUCCUUUUCCUUUCAGUUCCUUUGUUUUAAUUUCUAUUCUUUCCGCCGUUCUUUCAUAUUAUUUCUUUCUUCACUCUUUCAUUCAGUUUUGCCUUCCUUCCUUCCUUCCUUUCUUUCUUUCUUUCUUUCUCUCUUUCUUUCUUUCUUUCUUUCUUUCUUCAUGUCUUCCUCGCUAUUUUUAUCCUUUUCUCGCACAUUUUCCUUCCUUCUUUCUUUCUUUCUUUCUUUCUUUCUUUCUUUCUUUCUUUCUGUCUGUCUUCCUCGCUAUUUCUAUCCUUUUCUCGAGCAUUUUCUUUCUUUGUUUCUUUUGUUCUUUCUUUCUUCUUUCUUUUUUUUUCUUUCUGUCUUCCUCGCUAUUUCUAUCCUUUUCUCUCACAUUUUCUUUCUUUCUUUCUUUUUUUAUUUCUUUCUUUCUUCAUUCUCUCUUAUAUUUUCGCCUUUCUUUCUUUUUUUCUUUCUUUCUUUCUUUCUUUCUUAUAUGUUCGCUUUUCUUUCUUUCUUUCUUUCUUUCUCACAUUUAGACUACUCUAUAAAAUGUCUUUCUUUGGUUGGAUUCCCUUCUUUAUUUCGUUCUCUUUCUCUUUCGCUUUCAUUCCCGAAGAUCUUCUUUUCGCCUCCAUUUUCUUCUUUUUUCUUUACCACCUCCGCCUAUUGCAAGAUUCCCACCCCCCUCGCCACCGGAGCUUAUCCUCCAACGUCUUUCACCGGAGCCAGUCUCCUUUCAUCUAAAACUCUUUCGUCAUUCAACUUCUUUAUCAUCGUAAUGCUUCCUUUUUUUUUCUUCCUCCGUAUUUCUUUAACUCUUUUUUUUUCGGUUUCAUUGUUCUUACAGAACGCCAGUAAUGCCUCACCGGAAGCGCGUUCAGUCACAUCCGGGUACAGAUCUCGAUUCGAAAGUCGGCUCCUAAUGGAUGGUAGAAUUUUUACAAAAUAUCGCUCGUCUUUUACACGGCGUUCACCCAUUUCUCCUUUUCGCUCCCGCACCGCCUGGGAAACCCGGCCUCCACCUACCCCGCCACCGCAUAUCCCCCUUUAUCCCCCCCUCUUUUCACUUUUGUUUACUGGUGGCUUCACCUUUUAUUUUUCAUUUUGCAUUGAAAGAAAUGAUAGAAAAAAAUAA